Ectocarpus sp. CCAP 1310/34 is the source of this 943-nucleotide messenger RNA. Lineage: Eukaryota; Phaeophyceae; Ectocarpales; Ectocarpaceae. The record is from the annotation of a GenBank genome assembly.
UUUUUUUAAUUUACCACGCAACGUCGUGCAGCGUGCCACGAGUUGCCUGCCGUGCAGGGGGAUCAUGUGCCUGUCCAACCCCUUAUCCCAUGGGUUGUUGAAGGACCUUGGCAAACUCUCGGAGUUGAAACAACGAGGACUGAUUCUUGACCGUCACUUCGAGACGAUAAAGGCACAUGUGAAGGCGGGCAACUCCGUUGCGAAGGAGCGAUGGGACGCAAUCGAGAACGCAUGGGGGCUGAAGCAGACGGGUGUCUUCAACGAAGAAGAGUGGAUCACGCAGAUUGACGCAGGGUCAGGGUAUUACCAGCAGCACCCGUCCGUGGUUUUUAACGCCACAAGAUGCGGGCGGCGCGCGAGGUGCACCAUCUUCGCACCCACCGGCUGCUACUGCUGCGGCUGCCGGGAAGAGAAAGGUCGCAGAUCGGGGGAAGCAAGCCAGGGAUCGAGCUGCCCAAGGUGUUCUAGGUGGCAACAUCAUCAACGCGUUCGCUCGUGGCAGCGGAAAACCGGUGAAUUGAGCGGACUCGCCGUGGUGUCACAGAGCAUGUGUCCGGUAUCAACUUCACCUCCGGCCCCGGAGCGGCGCAUACCGUGUCCUUACUGUCCCAUGACCUUCGUGAACGAGCAAGGACUUGGGAUCCACGUGAAAACACAGCACAGCAAUGCAAACAUGUCCAACGGCUUGCGGCUGCAGCGGAUGCUAGGGAAGACUCCCAAAGGGUAUGUUCAGCCGUGGGGAGAAGCCGGGCCUGGACGUUGUUGGCACGUGAAGGUCGAUGGUGCGACGGGGGCGGCUUCGUUCGUCCUCCAACGGAAGCGCUUCCGCGAUCUCGACUUGGAAAGCGACGGCUUUACGGACCGCANAGGAAGACGCCGCAGACCUCUUCAAGGAGGAGCAGCUCACGCCUCUCCAAUACUUAGAGGACCGUCUCAAGGUUGA